Nicotiana tabacum (common tobacco) is the source of this 1328-nucleotide messenger RNA. RefSeq lists its product as uncharacterized. Lineage: Eukaryota; Viridiplantae; Streptophyta; Magnoliopsida; Solanales; Solanaceae. The record is from RefSeq and is a predicted model, not a curated record. Gene Ontology annotation, molecular function: protein-containing complex binding. Gene Ontology annotation, cellular component: mitochondrion.
UUCUCUUCAAACACACCGCUCUCUGCAAACUGCUGUCGAAAGUGAAUACAUAAUGUCACGUUUGAUCCAAGCUCGGCUUUCCCUCUCCAGAUUCUCGAGCGUGACGUCAUCCAGUAAUCUUCGCUUUCUGUCAACUGAGUCUAAUAAAACAGAUGAGCCCUUUAGAGUUGAGGAAGCUGAAACAGUAAAUGUGCCUCCACCUCCGACUGAGAAGCUACUUGUGCUGGGUGGAAACGGAUUUGUUGGCUCACAUGUCCUCAAAGAAACUCUGGACCGUGGUCUUGCUGUUGCUAGUCUUAGCAGAACAGGACGGUCAUCAAUACAAGAAUCCUGGGCUAACAGUGUGUCUUGGCAUCAAGGAAACCUACUUUCAACUGAUUCGUGGAGUGAUGCACUCAAGGGAGUAACUUCUGUUAUCUCUUGUGUGGGUGGCUUUGGCUCUAACUCAUACAUGUAUAAAAUAAAUGGGACAGCCAAUAUAAAUGCAAUCAGAGCUGCUUCAGAAGAAGGUGUUAAAAGAUUUGUUUACAUCUCAGCUGCGGAUUUUGGUAUUGCAAAUUACUUGUUACAAGGUUAUUACGAGGGAAAGAGGGCAGCUGAAACUGAACUGCUGACCAGAUAUCCAUAUGGAGGAGUAAUUCUGAGGCCUGGAUUUAUUUAUGGUACACGUCGUGUUGGGAGCAUGAAGUUGCCUCUAGGUGUAAUUGGUUCUCCUCUACAAAUGAUCCUGCAACAUGCGAAACCGCUGAGUCAAAUUCCCCUUGUUGGACCGCUGUUUAUCCCUCCUGUCAAUGUCACUGGGGUAGCAAACGUUGCUGUCAGAGCGGCAACAGACUCCGUAUUCCCUCCUGGUGUCAUUGACAUUCAUGGAAUCUUACGCUACAGCCAGCAGAGAUCUGUAUAGAUGAAUGAUUGACAGGAUAGCAUGAUACAACCAGAUGAGUUUUUUUUCCCUUUGGUGUUUCAAUUUUUAUUAUCCUAAUGUUAAGAUGUUCUCCACUUAAUAUUUAAUGAGUAGUAAUGGGGUAGGGUGACCGCAUUUUUUGACAGUUUCUGCUUCAGAAAACAUCUGGCACGGACUAUAAUAUUUCACAGCAUUUUUAUGGCUGGAAGGCGUAUGUUAUUAAAGAUAAAACAAAUUGUUUGAAAGUCAAAGAGUUUGGGUACCGAAAGUUUAGAUCAAGUGGUUUAAAGUUUGGUCAUAAAUAUUCUUAUAGGUAGUUCAGUUUUCUUUACAACUGUACACCAUUUGGUCUAAAUUUUCCAGUGAACAUGUGUGAAACUUUUGAAUGACUUUGGUUCAAAUGCUCUUAAGGUUUUUAUUUUAA